This is a messenger RNA of Eucalyptus grandis, 1509 nucleotides long. RefSeq names its product receptor-like protein 6. The coding region runs from base 1 to 1509 and encodes 502 amino acids. The transcript has a single exon. Gene Ontology annotation, molecular function: protein binding. NCBI's taxonomy places the organism in Eukaryota, Viridiplantae, Streptophyta, Magnoliopsida, Myrtales, Myrtaceae. The record is from RefSeq and is a predicted model, not a curated record.
AUGUUUCUGAUGAUCCUCUCGCUCGUCCCAAGACUCUGUCCUGGAAAAACAGUCGAGAUUGCUGCUCUUGGGAUGGGAUCGAGUGCGAUGAGAACGGGCCAUGUAAUUGUUCUCGACUUGGGAAGUAGUUUUCUCUAUGGUUCUAUCGACAACAACAGUACCCUCUUCCAGCUUGCUCAUCUUGAAAAGCUCAAUCUCGGCGACAAUCACUUCAACUACUCUCAAAUACCGUCUCGAGUUGGAGAUCUGUCAAGACUGACUCAUCUCAAUCUCUCUGCUUCCGUUUUUUCUGGCCAAGUUCCAUCAGAAAUCUUCAAACUUACAAGGUUGGUGUACCUCAACCUGUGUCGCAAUGUGAAUGUGGAUACAUAUCUUCAUAGAUUUUUGUUGCGGAUGGAAGCGCCGGGCCUGAGAAGCCUAGCUCAAAAUCUGACCAGCCUGGAAGAACUUCUCCUUUGUGGCGUCAAUAUGUCGUCCCAAGUGCCCAACACUAUAGCGAAUCUGUCUUCACUGAGAAGGCUGGACAUGGAUUCGUGCGACCUGCACGGUGUAUUUCCGUCUGCCAUUUUUCAUUUACCGAAGCUGCAAUAUCUUAGGGUGCCUCGCAAUGUACAUCUCACGGGCAGCUUGCCUAUGUUCAACUCGAGCAGUCCUCUUGAAGAGCUGAAACUGUUUGGCACGAGCUUUUCUGGGGAGAUACCCGCUUCAAUCGGAAUCCUUCCUUCCUUGAGCGAUCUCGAUGUAAGUUUUUGCGAAUUCUCAGGAUCCAUCCCGGCUUCACUUGCUAAUCUUAGCAACCUCAAAGUCCUGGUUGUCUCAGGGAACCCAUUCACUGCCCAGUCCAUUUCCUCUAUUUCUUGGGUUUGGACGAAGAAGAAGCUCACAUAUUUAGCACUUCAAAAGAUCAAUUUAUAUGGCGAGAUUCCACCUUCAAUCGGAAACUUGUCUCAGCUUGAAUUUUUAUUGUUAGAUUACAACCAAUUAAGCGGUGCCAUCCCAUCUCAGCUCAUGAACCUCACUCGACUGACUUAUUUAAACCUCGGAAGCAAUCGACUGUCGGGUUCUAUACCGUCUUGGCUUAUGAACAUGACUCAACUGGUUUCCCUUGACCUUUCAGUCAAUAAAUUCCACGGUGAGAUACCUUCAUCAAUCUCUCAACUUCAAAAUCUAGAGGACCUCUGCCUUUUCGAAAACAACUUCAGCGGUACUAUUGAGCUAGACAACUUUCACAAGUUCAAACAUUUAGAAACGCUGCAAGUAUCAUCUAACAGGCUAUCAAGCUGCAUGAGUAGCGCAAAUCUUAUUAUUCCUCAGCUUACUACCCUAGGAUUGGCUUCAUGCAAUUUGAGUGAGUUUCCGGCAUUCUUACAAAACCAAGAGGAUAUUGAGUGGUUGGACUUGUCCGAUAACAACAUUACGGGAGAAGUGCCCUUUUGGGUGUGGGACGGAAGAUUUAAAAGCAUGCAGCACCUGAAUCUCUCCCAUAACUUCUUAACUGGUCUUGAUUGA